GCCGCAGCCGGAGCUCUUCACCUGCCGGCGCUACGGACAGGCUGCGUUUUGGCCGGAGGGCGGCGGGCUGCGGCGGAACGGGCGGUGGGGCGGGGAGACCCCGAGCCCGUCCCACGCCCUAGCCCACGAGUCCUGUUCUGCCGUGCGUGGCCGUGCAGUUCCGGGACCUCUGCCCUGGGGAGCCGCUUCCUCCUAACCCACCGCCGCCAUGCCGGGCUCACCCGACCGCGCUUCCCUGCCGCUGCUGCUGCUGGGCCUGCCCGGGCUGCUGCCGGCGCGGCCGCCGGGUGGUGACGGGCGGCCUCACUACGAGCCCACCUGGGGCUCGCUGGACACCCGGCCCCUGCCCGCCUGGUUUGACGAGGCGAAGUUUGGCGUCUUCAUCCACUGGGGCGUGUUCUCGGUGCCCAGCUUCGGCAGCGAGUGGUUCUGGUGGUACUGGCAGAAGGAAAAGAGAGCGCCCUAUGUGAAAUUUAUGGAGGCAAAUUACCCACCUGGGUUCAGUUAUGAAGAUUUUGGGCCACUGUUUACAGCAGAAUUCUUUGAUCCCCACCAGUGGGCAGAUAUUUUGAAGGCUUCAGGUGCAAAAUAUGUUGUCUUAACUUCAAAACAUCAUGAAGGCUUUACUUUAUGGGAGUCCAAAUAUUCUUGGAACUGGAAUGCUGUUGAUGUGGGACCGAAACGAGAUCUUGUGGCUGAGCUAGCAACAUCUGUCAGAAACAGGACUGACUUGCAUUUUGGGUUAUACCAUUCCCUGUUCGAAUGGUUUAAUCCUCUCUUCCUUGAGGAUGCCGCCAAUGCCUUUAUGACAAGAAAGUUUCCAACUAGUAAAUCAUUACCAGAACUCUAUGAAAUUGUGACCAAGUACCAACCAGAAAUAAUUUGGUCUGAUGGGAAUGGAAAUGCACCAGAUACUUAUUGGAACAGUACUGGUUUCUUGGCCUGGCUGUAUAAUGACAGUCCAGUCCGGGACACAGUUGUGACCAAUGACCGCUGGGGGGUUGGCAGCAUCUGUACACAUGGUGGCUUCUACACUUGCAGCGACCGGUAUAACCCUGGCCACCUCCUGCCUCACAAGUGGGAGAACUGCAUGACCAUUGACAGCAAGUCGUGGGGGUACAGGAGGAAUGCACAACUAGGAGAUUACCUCACAAUCGAGGAUUUGGUGAAGCAACUUGUAGAAACAGUGUCUUGUGGAGGUAACCUCCUGAUGAAUAUUGGGCCCACUCAUGAUGGUCGCAUCACCGUUGUAUUUGAGGAGCGCCUGAGGCAGAUGGGUGCCUGGCUGAAAGUCAAUGGAGAAGCCAUCUAUGGAACAAAACCAUGGAGAGCACAGAACGACACAUCCACCCCAGGAGUGUGGUACACUUUCAGCCCUAAAGAGGGGAAAGUCAAUGCCAUCUUCCUUGACUGGCCAGUCUCUGGGACUCUGGUACUUGGUGAGCCACGAGCCAAGCUUGGAGAAACAGAGGUGAAGCUGGUUGGCUACGAGGAACUGCUGAAAUGGAUUGCGCUGGGAGAAAAGGGAAUCAUUGUAGCUCUACCUCAGUUAACUCCCAAGCAAUUCCCAUGUCAGUGGGGCUGGACGUUACAGCUGACUGCCAUAAGCUGAGCUGUAUGCUGCUGGAGUCCUGGGCAGCAGGGAAUGACAUCAUUGGUUUCUCUUGACUGACUGCAACAAUCCAAUGAUUUCACUUCUUGAUGAAAGGUGGACUGUUGUUAAAGGGUGGAAUGAACCUCAUGAAAUCUAAAACUAGUUUGAAGCUCUGCCUAUAAUUUGUUUCUUUGAACUUGUGUGAAAAACUGGGCCUUGACCUUGACCUCUCCACUUAGUCAGUUUCUUGCCAAGUUAUGGGAAAUAAGGGAAACCAGGCACUGGAUUUUUAAAGCCAUGAAAAAGAGCAAAGCUAGUUCAAGCCAGCAUUCAAAUGUCAGUUGCUCAGUCAUCUACCUUCUUCAAUGCAAGAAAUCUUAACUUCCACAAAACUGUACAGUAAAAACUGCCUGUUUUAGAGAAAAGAAUAAACUUUCCAGCUGUGUGCAACCAGUGGCAGUUGCAGUUGAGCAGGGUAGUGCAUCUGCAUUACUCUGAAGUAAUUCUAUCCAUUAUUGAAAUACAAGCAAAGUGGGAGGGAUUUUGGCUGUUUUAUAUGGUUAUAAUUUACAUGGUUAAAGCUGACUGUUUACAGCCAUUGUUUUUAACCAGUUACUAGGGUGCCUCCUGUGGACAAUAAGCCAAAACAUGUACUCCAAUGACAAGCUUUUUUAUAAAUGAGAAAUAACCA
Molecule: messenger RNA, 2285 nt
Organism: Melopsittacus undulatus (budgerigar)
Lineage: Eukaryota; Metazoa; Chordata; Aves; Psittaciformes; Psittaculidae
Gene: FUCA2
Product: alpha-L-fucosidase 2
Exons: 7
Coding region: 209-1612 (467 amino acids)
Biological process (GO): glycoside catabolic process; fucose metabolic process
Cellular component (GO): lysosome
Molecular function (GO): alpha-L-fucosidase activity
Source: RefSeq, a predicted model, not a curated record